Benincasa hispida (wax gourd) is the source of this 870-nucleotide messenger RNA. RefSeq names its product Rubredoxin-like superfamily protein. The record is from RefSeq and is a predicted model, not a curated record. Gene Ontology annotation, molecular function: iron ion binding. NCBI's taxonomy places the organism in Eukaryota, Viridiplantae, Streptophyta, Magnoliopsida, Cucurbitales, Cucurbitaceae.
AAUGGGAAUGGAUGGUAGUGUAAGUUUGAAGAGGGUGAGGAGUGUGGAGAGAUAGGAUUAGAUCAAAAUGGUUAGGAAGAUUGAUUGAUUGUCCGCCACUCAUAUAGUUUGCAUUCACUAUUCACCCAUUCUCUCAGUGAGUUUAGCUGGUUCUCUCUGUGCUUUGCCUUCUUCCUUCAAUGGCUUCCGUUUCAGCUUCUUCUCUCAGCUUCCACUUACCAUCGAAGCCACUUUCCAAGACGGCGGCGCUGAUAGGAACUCCAUGUUCUCGGGCUCUACCUCCAACCGCUUAUCUUUGAAAUCCUCCUUCAUCUCUCCUUUACGUAAGAUUCCGACGCAAACCUCUGCUGCUGCUGCUGCCGCCCCCAAGUUCUCCAUGCGCGUCGCUUCCAAACAAGCCUAUAUCUGCCGUGAUUGCGGGUACAUUUACAACGAUAGAACUCCUUUUGACAAAUUGCCUGAUAAGUAUUUCUGUCCUGUCUGUGGUGCUCCUAAGCGAAGAUUUAGACCUUAUGAGCAAUCUGUGACUAAAAACGCUAACGAAUUUGAUGUGAGGAAGGCGAGAAAGGCGGAGAUCCAGAAAGAUGAAGCUAUUGGGAAGGUGCUGCCUAUUGCUGCUGCAGUGGGAAUCGUGGCACUUGUAGGUUUAUACUUGUACCUGAAUAGCGUCUUCUAGAUCGAGUGGCUUGCUCAAUGACCGGGGCUUAGCAUCAUUUGUUAGCUCAUUUUCUUCACGAGGCUGUUUUAUAUUGAUUUAAAUAUUAUAUGUAUUUUUUCCAUCCACUAUCCACUAUCAAUGACCGGGGCUUAGCAUCAUUUGUUUAAGCUUUGCAAUAUUAUAUGAUAUAUAUAUAUAUUCAAUUAUUUAUU